AUGGCUUUACACCAGCCAAGAUGCUACUUUAUGUUAAAUGAUGGUUUUGGUGAGAGCCAAGAAGCAGUUUUUGAAAGGCCCACGAUGACUAUGAAAAAUCAUUUGAAACCGUUGUUGAUUAGGGCCAAAGUGGAAGGCGUAACUAUCAACAAAGUGUUGGUAGAUUGUGGCGCCACUGUUAACAUCAUGCCACACCAUAUUCUGAGGAAGAUUGGCAAGUAUGAUACUGACAUUAGAUCCAACAACGUGGUCUUGCCUGACUAUGGGGGCAAGACAAAAAGCACCAUGGGUGUGAUCAUGGUGAAUAUCACCGUCAGUUCAGUAACCAGGCCGACACUGUUUAUGGUGAUAGAUGCCAAGCCAAGUUACAACUUGCUACUCGGCAAAGAAUGGCUCCAUGGCGUCAGAGCCGUACCAUCUUCAUCACAUCAAAGAUUGGUGAUUUGGAGAGAAGAUGGAGUGGUCUAA
Molecule: messenger RNA, 468 nt
Organism: Lathyrus oleraceus (garden pea)
Lineage: Eukaryota; Viridiplantae; Streptophyta; Magnoliopsida; Fabales; Fabaceae
Exons: 1
Coding region: 1-468 (155 amino acids)
Source: RefSeq, a predicted model, not a curated record